Solanum dulcamara is the source of this 4120-nucleotide messenger RNA. RefSeq names its product systemin receptor SR160. The record is from RefSeq and is a predicted model, not a curated record. Bases 201 to 3848 code for a protein of 1215 amino acids. Gene Ontology annotation, biological process: protein phosphorylation. The transcript has a single exon. Gene Ontology annotation, molecular function: protein kinase activity; ATP binding; protein binding. Lineage: Eukaryota; Viridiplantae; Streptophyta; Magnoliopsida; Solanales; Solanaceae.
UACCCUUCUUACCUUCCUAACUCUGCCUUUUGACUCUCUUCCCAUUCUACUCCUCCUCUCACUUUCUCUCUUUGUCUGUUAAAAACUUCCACUAAUCCUAUCUUUCUUUCUUUCUCUUCAGAAUAAUAUGGAACCCCAAGAACUCAAGCUAUAGAUUCAAGAAAACCUCCAUUUAAGCUAUAAAGCUCCAAUCUUUGAAAAUGAAAGCUCACAAAACUGUUUUCUACCAACACCCUUUAAGCUUAAACAAGCUUUUCUUGUUCAGUUUCUAUCUACAACCACUCUUUGUUCUUCUUAUCUUCUUACUUCCUCCAGCUUCUCCAGCUUCUAUUAAUGGCCUUUUCAAAGACUCCCAACAGCUUCUUUCCUUUAAAGCUUCACUUCCUCCAACCCCAACUCUGCUUCAGAACUGGUUGUCAUCCACUGACCCUUGUAGUUUCACUGGUGUUUCAUGCAAGAAUUCUAGAGUUUCUUCUAUAGAUCUCAGUAACACUUUUCUAAGUGUGGAUUUCACUUUGGUCACUUCUUAUUUACUUCCCCUUUCUAAUUUGGAGUCUAUAGUGUUAAAGAAUGCUAAUCUCAGUGGUUCUUUAACUUCUGCUGCUAAAUCCCAAUGUGGGGUUUCUUUAGACUCCAUAGAUCUAGCUGAAAACACAUUUUCAGGACCUAUUUCUGAUAUCUCUAGCUUUGGAGUUUGUUCAAACCUUAAGUCCCUUAAUCUUUCCAAGAAUUUCUUGGACCCUCCUGGUAAAGAACUACUUAAUAAAGGUGCAACCUUCAACCUCCAAGUUCUUGAUCUUUCUUACAAUAAUAUCUCAGGCCUAAACUUGUUUCCAUGGCUUUCGUCUAUGGGGUUUGGUGAGCUUGAGUUCUUUUCUCUCAAGGGUAACAAAGUAGCUGGGAGUAUUCCUGAAUUAGACUUCAAGAAUUUGUCAUAUUUGGAUCUUUCUGCCAACAAUUUCUCAACUGUUUUUCCUUCAUUCAAAGAUUGCUCCAAUUUGCAGCACUUGGAUUUGUCAUCCAACAAGUUUUAUGGUGAUAUUGGUGCUUCACUUUCUUCAUGUGGGAAGCUCAGUUAUCUCAACCUUACCAAUAACCAGUUUGUAGGUUGGGUCCCUAAGCUACCAAGUGAAUGCCUACAGUAUUUGUACUUAAGGGGGAAUGAUUUCCAGGGUGUGUACCCAAACCAGCUUGCUGAUUUGUGCAAAACUGUGGUGGAAUUGGACUUGUCCUACAAUAAUUUAUCAGGUAUGGUUCCUGAGAGCCUUGGUGAAUGUUCAAGUUUGGAACUUGUUGAUAUUUCCAACAAUAAUUUCUCUGGUAAGUUGCCUGUUGAUACCCUCUUGAAGUUGAGUAACAUGAAGACCAUGGUCUUAUCAUUCAACAAAUUUGUUGGUGGUUUGCCUGAUUCUUUCUCCAACUUGCUGAAAUUGGAGACUUUGGAUGUGAGUUCUAAUAAUCUCACAGGGGUUAUUCCAUCUGGGAUUUGCAAAGAUCCUAUGAAUAACUUGAAAGUGUUGUACCUUCAGAAUAAUUUGUUUACAGGCCCUAUACCUGACAGUCUAAGCAACUGUUCACAGCUGGUGUCACUUGAUCUCAGCUUUAAUUACUUGAUCGGGAGAAUACCAUCUAGUUUGGGGUCAUUGUCAAAGCUAAAGGAUCUCAUCCUUUGGUUGAAUCAGCUUACAGGGGAAAUCCCACAGGAGCUGAUGUACUUGCAGGCCUUGGAGAAUUUGAUUCUUGAUUUUAAUGACUUAACUGGACCAAUACCUGCAAGUCUUAGUAACUGUACCAAGUUGAAUUGGAUUUCAUUGUCAAAUAACCAAUUGAGUGGUGACAUACCGGCUUCUCUGGGUCGUUUGUCGAAUCUAGCCAUUCUUAAGCUUGGAAACAACUCAAUCUCAGGGAAUAUACCUGCUGAGUUGGGUAAUUGCCAGAGCUUGAUAUGGUUGGAUCUCAAUACUAAUUUCCUGAAUGGCUCCAUUCCGCCGCCUUUGUUCAAGCAAUCUGGCAAUAUUGCAGUGGCAUUGCUGACGGGAAAGCGUUACGUGUAUAUCAAGAAUGAUGGGAGUAAGGAGUGCCAUGGAGCAGGCAAUUUGCUGGAGUUUGGAGGGAUUAGACAGGAACAGCUGGAUAGAAUCUCAACAAGGCAUCCUUGCAAUUUCACAAGAGUUUAUAAAGGUAUCACGCAGCCAACAUUUAACCACAAUGGCUCUAUGAUAUUUCUUGAUUUGUCUUAUAAUAAGUUGGAAGGUAGUAUCCCAAAGGAAUUGGGGAGCAUGUACUAUCUGUCUAUAUUGAAUUUGGGGCAUAAUGAUCUCUCUGGUAUGAUUCCUCAAGAACUUGGAAGCUUGAAGAAUGUUGCAAUUCUUGAUCUGUCACAUAAUAGGCUCAAUGGUUCGAUCCCGAAUUCCCUGACCAGCCUUACAUUGCUUGGUGAGAUUGACCUGUCAAACAAUAAUCUCAGUGGAAUGAUUCCUGAAUCUGCACCUUUUGAUACAUUCCCGGAUUAUAGGUUUGCGAAUACUUCUCUCUGUGGGUAUCCUCUCUCCCUACCUUGUAGCUCAGGGCCAAAAUCAGAUGCAAAUCAGCAUCAGAAAUCUCACCGCAAACAAGCGUCCUUGGCAGGUAGUGUGGCGAUGGGUUUGUUAUUUUCCCUCUUUUGCAUCUUUGGUUUGAUUAUUGUUGCCAUUGAGACGAAGAAGAGGAGGAAGAAGAAAGAGGCUGCUCUUGAAGCUUAUAUGGAUGGUCAUUCUCAUUCCGCAACUGCAAACAGUGCCUGGAGGUUUACGAGUGCUCGUGAGGCGUUAAGCAUCAACCUCGCAGCAUUUGAGAAGCUUCUCAGGAAGCUCACAUUUGCUGAUCUUCUCGAAGCCACCAAUGGUUUCCACAACGACAGUCUUGUAGGCUCUGGUGGUUUUGGUGAUGUCUACAAAGCUCAGUUGAAGGAUGGCAGUGUUGUAGCCAUUAAGAAGUUGAUACAUGUCAGCGGACAGGGUGAUCGAGAAUUCACUGCUGAAAUGGAAACCAUAGGGAAGAUCAAGCACCGGAAUCUUGUCCCUCUUUUGGGCUACUGCAAAGUAGGGGAAGAAAGGCUACUGGUUUAUGAAUACAUGAAGUAUGGAAGUCUUGAAGAUGUCCUGCACGAUCGGAAGAAAAUCGGGAUCAAGCUCAAUUGGCCUGCAAGACGGAAAAUUGCGAUUGGAGCUGCAAGAGGUUUGGCUUUCCUACAUCAUAACUGCAUUCCACACAUUAUUCAUAGGGACAUGAAAUCAAGUAAUGUCUUGCUUGAUGAAAAUUUGGAAGCCAGAGUAUCUGAUUUCGGAAUGGCAAGGUUCAUGAGUGCUAUGGACACUCAUUUGAGUGUCAGCACCCUUGCAGGCACUCCCGGAUAUGUUCCUCCUGAAUAUUACCAGAGCUUUAGAUGUUCGACAAAGGGAGACGUUUAUAGUUAUGGUGUUGUUUUACUUGAGCUUCUAACAGGCAAACAGCCAACGGAUUCAGCUGAUUUUGGUGACAAUAAUCUUGUCGGAUGGGUAAAGCUACACGCUAAAGGGAAAAUAACUGAUGUCUUCGAUCGAGAGCUAUUGAAAGAAGAUCCAAGCAUUGAGAUUGAACUUCUACAACACUUAAAGGUUGCUUGUGCUUGCUUAGAUGAUCGACAUUUGAAGCGUCCUACGAUGAUUCAAGUUAUGACAAUGUUUAAGGAGAUUCAAGCAGGGUCAGGUAUGGAUUCAACGUCCACGAUCGGAGCUGAUGAUGUCAAUUUUAGUGCAGUUGAAGGAGGGAUAGAAAUGGGGAUUACUGAAAGUAUAAAAGAAGGAAAUGAGCUAAGCAAACACCUUUGAAUGCAUAUAAUUUUCCCACCAAGGAUGCAACAAGAAGAAGAUUGAGAGUUUGUUUGAGCUCACAAAUUUUCCACAAUACCUCUCCAAAGUCAUGCAAGAAAGGAAAAAAAGAAGGAAAAAGAAUUGCCAGUGUCAUUUUUAGCCAAUUAUUGUAUGUACCACUAGUUCCAUCCAUAAAAUCUUGUGUUAUUAUACAUAAAAGGAAGGUUGUUUUCUUUUUUUAAACAUGUAACAGUGUUGUAUAUAAAUAGUGUAUGAGUUUGUUUUUACUA